This is a messenger RNA of Penaeus vannamei (Pacific white shrimp), 606 nucleotides long. The record is from RefSeq and is a predicted model, not a curated record. NCBI's taxonomy places the organism in Eukaryota, Metazoa, Arthropoda, Malacostraca, Decapoda, Penaeidae.
CGUGAUGGAGGACUUCACGGCAGAGGAGACGGGCUUCUCCGGGAGCAACGGCACGGAAGGCGCGGCCGGGAGCGAGUCCAUCCUUGGAGACGCCGAGGAGAUUGCGCGGAGGCAGAAGGCGUGCGAGGAGCUGCACGCGCAAAUGCCUCCACCCGACCCCGCCCUCGGCCCAUACUGUCCACGCACGUUUGAUGGUUGGUCAUGUUGGAACGACACGCCAGCAGGAGCGAGAGCCUUCGUCCAAUGUCCAGAUUUCAUUCCAGGAUUUGAUCCAAAUCGUAAAGGCCAUAAGGAUUGCGAGGAUGGAGGGCAUUGGUAUACUGAUCCGCGGACAAAUCGAACUUGGUCCAAUUACACCACCUGCGUGGAUAUGAGCAUCCUUAAGUUUCAUCAAGGAGUUAACUCCGUCUACAUUUCCGGAUACUCAGUUUCUCUCAUUGCUCUCUGCAUUUCACUCUUCAUCUUCUUUUACUUUAAAUCUCUAAACUGCAAAAGUAGUACCAUUCACAAGAACUUAUUUCUUUAGCUUCAUCAUCAACAACAGCAUGUGGCUGAUGUGGUUUUUCUUUGUGGUUAAUGACCCGGCUGUCGUCAACAAGAACGGAG